Molecule: messenger RNA, 1458 nt
Organism: Phoenix dactylifera (date palm)
Lineage: Eukaryota; Viridiplantae; Streptophyta; Magnoliopsida; Arecales; Arecaceae
Product: 25.3 kDa vesicle transport protein SEC22-1
Biological process (GO): endoplasmic reticulum to Golgi vesicle-mediated transport; retrograde vesicle-mediated transport, Golgi to endoplasmic reticulum
Molecular function (GO): SNAP receptor activity
Source: RefSeq, a predicted model, not a curated record
UGUUCCCAUUACUUCGGCUGCCAUGGGGAGAGGGGAUCCGCCGAAUCCUAGAUUUUCUCUCCUCGAAUCCUACUCCGAACGACGCUGGGUCUUUACGUUCCCGUCUCCUGUACCCCGCGAUCGCCACCGAGCACCACCGUCAUCAGCCGCCUCGUCGCCUCUCUUCUCUUUUAUUCUUCUCCGAUCGCCGCUGGACCUGGAACGGAUCUCUCUGCCGCCGUGCAGCACCGUCGUCGCCUUUCGUCUCUGCCGUCGCCGUCGUCGCCUCUACGUCGUCGUUGCCGUCUGCGUCGUGGUCUCUGCGGCGAAGCUCCGCUGAGCGUAUGAGAUUCGUCGAGACCGGGCAAUGGCGGGCUUCGAGCUUCGCUGCACGCCGAAAUCGCCGGUCGUUAUGAUAUGAAGCUGAUUGUUAGCUGGCUAAAUUUAAUAGCGGGCAGCUGAAGUGAUUUUAAAACAUCAGUUUCUUGUUUAAUUCUUAGUCUAGGGUAAGAUGGUGAAGCUGACAAUGGUAGCACGUGUUACUGAUGGCCUUCCAUUAGCAGAAGGGUUGGAUGAUGGCCGUGAUCAGAAAGAUAUUGAAUUCUACAAACAGCAAGCAAAGCUUUUAUUUAAGAACCUGUCUAGAGGACAAAAUGAGGCUUCGAGAAUGUCGAUUGAGACGGGUCCUUACUUUUUUCACUAUAUCAUUGAGGGUCAUGUUUGUUAUCUGACAAUGUGUGAUCGUUCUUAUCCGAAAAAACUUGCUUUUCAAUACCUGGAGGAUCUCAAAAAUGAGUUUGAGAGAGUUAAUGGAAAUCAAAUUGAAACUGCUGCAAGGCCAUAUGCUUUUAUCAAGUUUGAUACAUUCAUACAGAAGACUAAGAAAUUGUACUCGGAUACUCGAUCCCAGCGUAACCUUGCAAAGCUGAAUGAUGAACUUUAUGAGGUCCACCAAAUAAUGACUCGCAAUGUUCAAGAAGUACUUGGUGUUGGUGAAAAACUAGAUCAGGUCAGUGAACUAUCAAGCAGGCUGACAUCUGAGUCUCGCAUCUACGCUGACAAGGCAAGAGAUCUAAACCGGCAGAAUAGCAGCAUAAGUGGAUUGCUAGAAUGGGAUUAGGCCUUGAUUCGGAAGUGGGCUCCAGUUGCUGUUGUGCUUGGAGUUGUCAUGCUUCUCUUCUGGGUCAAAAAGAAGAUAUGGUGAUUUCAUGUAUUGAAAGAAUCAAAUAUGAUUCUCUUAUACGAAUAUAUACAUUUCCAUCUUGGUCAUCUCCAGAAAGCACGCACCUGGGUUCAGUUCCUUUUCCCUGCCAAAAUGUUGGAUGAUAUGACUAGUCUCUGCAAAUAUUAGUAGGCAGAUAAUAUUAGAUAUUCAAUUGAACUUUUUUGUUUCAGAAAAAAAAAUUAAAGGUAAUUGCUUGUGUGGUCAUACUCUAUCAAGGCAGCUUAUCCGAAAAUAUUGUUAUUCCUGUGCUGAUA